UACUAGCCAAAGCGAGUCAUACGGUUGCGCUUGGGCUGCUCGUCAGGCGUACCUUCAUCGCCACGCCAAAUUUCGCACGCGUCACCCAACCUUCGGCUGAUUAUAUGCCAUGACAGCUGCCUCUUCGCUGGCUUGUUUCACAAUAGAGGCUACUAUGGCUGAGGACAAAAUGGAAAUGGCGUCUCCCUAUCAGGGAAACGUCGACGAUUUUGAUAUCGAUAUCGAUAUAAUGGAAGACCAAGCUUCAACAACAGAUAAGGACAUGAUGAUAGCGGAUGACUUUCCAGAGCCAUCAAACGCAGUGGACCAUGACCUGGAGGGUGCUCGCGAUGCAGAUAUGACCGACGAUAUAGCGGAGCGGACAAUGGAUGAUGCGGAAGACGCUUUCGCUGACGAAGGAUACAAUAUCGAAAUGCAGUACGGGUCCGAUCGGGAUUAUGAAGCAGAGAUGUUAGAAGACGACUACGACGAAGAUAUCGAUGCUCCGGUCACAGACGUCGACGUCCAACCUUCAUCUGAACAACUUAGCAAGCCAAUGGAACAGGACCAAGGUCUAAUUGAUGGCAUCACCGCUGUAGACGGACAAAAGGAACCACGCAAGGAAUUCCACGAGGAGCAUCAAGAGCAUCCUGAGGAGCAACCUCAAGAAGAGCCUCAAGGACAACCUCAAGAAGAGCCUCAAGCAGAGCCCCUAGCAGAGCCUCAAGGACAAUCUCAGAAAGAGCUUCAAGGCGAGCCUCAUGAGGUAUUUGAAGCCGAGCAUCAUGCCGAACAGGAAGCCGAUGUUCUCCCGGGGCACCAUGCUGAGACUCGCGCAGAAUCGGAGCAUCUUCAAGAGCCUGCGGCAUCUCUUGAAGAAGGAGAGGUUGAGGAAGGCUAUGCUGAUGCUAAUGAAGCAGAAUAUGAGACUGCAGAUCCCACACAACCCGAUGAGCAGGGCGACAAUGCUACACAACCGGCGCAGUCCCAAGUACACGAAAGCCAUUUCGACGAGACUGACUUCUCUGCAAGUAAGGCUGAAGGAGAAACACAGGAAGAAGAGGAGGUUGAAACUAUAGAACGGCAGUAUGAAGAAGGGGAACGCCAAGAGGGCGGAACGAUCGAGACCAAGGGUACGGAAAAGCCAGACAACGAUGCAGCAGCUGGUCACGAUACUCAGCAACCGGUUGAGCAAACAGUGGAGGUGACAGAGCACGAAGCUCUGUACUCAGUUAAGGUAUAUUACCAGGAAACUGAGAUAUCUCUUUUUCCUCCUAGGGAGGGCGAUUCCUCGGAGACAUUUUUCCUGAAAGAUGAAAGUCUUGCAUAUGGUUCUUUCGCAAAACUCCUUGAAGCAUGUCGAGAUGUCCUCAGAGAGCAUAUCAGCGAUAGGGAGGUGCUCGUUAUGGACGUUGAUGCCUUAAAUCUUCAGCUUGCAGAGGACUGUAUGCAUAUGGACAAUAUCACGUUACUCCAAGUAGUUGACCUCUAUUUGCGCUUAUGCCACAACGAGGGCAUUGAUGAGCCGGAGCCUCUUUAUCUUUCACUUAGCACACGACUGACACUCUCUGCGGAGCUUUCUGAUCUUCUCGCAGCAGCCAACGAAGGAAAGGGCCUUACUGAUAUUCAUGUCUGGGAUAGUUACGCAGAGGCCGAAGCUGUCUCCGCGGAACUAUAUGAGGACCUUGACGAGGUACCUUACUCUGGCUUGCCGCAAGAAGAAGACUACCCUAAACCUGAUGAUGACAAACAAGUUGGUACAGGGCUUCUUCAAGAAGUCUCUAGUCAUCAACAAGAUCAUGAAGAGCAUCAUGGUGAAGAGAGUAUUGAAAAUAAUUCUCGAGCGGAAGUUGAAAUUUCAGCUAAUGGUCGCGAAGUCGAUGCAUUUAGAGAAGGCCUCGCUGAUCAGGCCGGCGAAGCUGAGUUUGAGGUUGAGACUGGAGGCCAUGCAGCUAUCUCUCAACACCCGGAUGAAGCAUCAUAUCAUUCUGAGGAGCAAAGCGAAUCAAGUGCCACGGUUACCCAGCUACCACCGACAGAGAGUGUGGAUGAGCAGCAGGCAGGUGGCGGGUCCACUGGUGUCACAGACCAUCAGCUUGAUGAGACUCAAUAUGAGUAUAACGACAUAGAUGGUACGGAACUUGAAGGCAUCGACUCUUUGAACGAAGUUGACCAAUCUGAACCUGGUGAAAUCGUCGAAGCAGCUCCUGUCGGUCCUUACGAAGCUACCUCCGAUUUUGAGACACAAGGAACUCAUCAAGUACAGAUUUCUAGUGUGCAAGAAAACUCUCAGUCUUCUGAUAAGAAGUCCAUUGCAGCCUCCCAAGAUCAUUUUCAUGUUGAUGGCGCGGCAUUGCAUGAUGGCGAUGAUGAUGAUGAUGCUGCUGCUGCUGCUGCUCCUCACCCCGAAGGUACAGAAGUUGUUGAGUUGGACGAAAGUUUCGAAGACGAAACGAACAACAAAUUUUAUCCAAGUAUGAAUUCAGCAGAUGAUUCCCUGGGUGUUGCGGAUAAUUUGCCAAGCGAAGGUCCCAAGAACGACGCCGAAGAAGUCGCCCAUGCAGAUGAGUUCGAAGAUCUCGGAAAUCUCGAUAAUGAAGCCGAACAAAGUCCGCUUUUGACCGCCAGCCAUGACAACGAGGAUGGCUUGGAUUUCGAUGAUGAUUAUCUCGAUCUGGAGUUUCAUGAAGAUGCAGACGCAAUCGCGAAUGAAGCUCCUACCAAAGCCCACACUCAUCCCUCCACUAAACGACACCGUGAACCGGAAGACGAAGUUGAGUUGAUUGAGACGCCCUCGCCUGACGCCAAACGAUCCCGAUCCUCAUAGAACUGUCACUUGCCCACUUACUCAUUCGCCAUAUCUCUGAAGAUCUCUUAUCGACCCCAUUCACCGCGCGCUUCGUCGCCGAUUCUGGGCUUUUCUCAUCUUUACAAUCUAACCACUCCAGCGAGCUGUGCUGAUCUUA
Molecule: messenger RNA, 2945 nt
Organism: Aspergillus uvarum CBS 121591
Lineage: Eukaryota; Fungi; Ascomycota; Eurotiomycetes; Eurotiales; Aspergillaceae
Exons: 2
Coding region: 110-2806 (898 amino acids)
Source: RefSeq, a predicted model, not a curated record